AUGUCCUUAUCUCGAGCUGACCGCAAUUUCCGGUUCCUAUUCGUCAACACGCUAUUUCGAGAGAUCUCGGCCUCAACCAUCCCCUCUCACAAUAUGAAGAGCAAUGUCCACCGACUGUCAGACCGCCAAACCUUAAUCGAGGAUACCCAAGACGCUGCAGCUAACUCGAGCGGAAUGAACGAGACAGGAAAGAUUGUACUUCUCGUUUUUGGUCCUUUGGCUGGAUUGAUGAUUCUCUGGGCUGCUUACUACGUUUGCAUUGGUGAUAUGAUCAAGAAAUGGAGGGCGGAGAAAAAGGGGACAAGGGAGAAAGAUAAAAAGGACAAGAUGACUGGGAUUGAGCUACCGAAUCAUGUGGUAUGA
Molecule: messenger RNA, 363 nt
Organism: Mollisia scopiformis
Lineage: Eukaryota; Fungi; Ascomycota; Leotiomycetes; Helotiales; Mollisiaceae
Exons: 1
Coding region: 1-363 (120 amino acids)
Source: RefSeq, a predicted model, not a curated record